UCAAAUACACCCUCAAAUUUCAAACCCAUUCGUCUGAUAUGAAGACUUUUUCCUCAUAUUCCUUCGCAAGCUUCCUCUCUCUACAUAUUAAACACUCCCCAAUUUUUUUUCAAAUCUCUCAGUCUCUCUCAAACUCUAGCUUUCUCUCUCUAAAUCAUUCCAUGUCUUCUUUCAAAUCCCCACACUCUCUGCCCUCAUCCGCCGACAGGAGUGAUCGGAUGGGUCUGUCUCACCGCCCUUCCGGUGAGGUUCAUGUCAUUGUCGGGCCAAUGUUUGCCGGCAAAACUACUGCUCUUCUUCGCAGAAUCAAAUCUGAAGUCAACAAUGGCCGAAGUGUUGCAAUGAUAAAGUCAAGCAAGGAUACAAGAUAUGCAGUUGAUUCAGUUGUGACCCAUGAUGGGACAAAAUUUCCAUGUUGGGCACUGCCAAAUCUGUUGUCCUUUAAACAGAAAUUUGGAGCAGAGGCAUAUGACAAGCUGGAUGUGAUUGGCAUUGAUGAAGCUCAAUUCUUUGAUGACCUUUAUGAUUUCUGCUGCAAGGCUGCUGAUUGCGAUGGGAAAAUUGUUAUAGUUGCUGGCCUGGAUGGGGAUUACUUGAGAAGGACCUUUGGCUCAGUGCUUGACAUAAUACCCCUGGCUGAUUCCAUAACCAAACUGACAGCUCGGUGCGAGUUCUGUGGCAAGCGGGCUUUUUUUACCUUAAGGAAGACUAAUGAGACAAAGACUGAGCUGAUUGGUGGUUCUGAUGUCUAUAUGCCUGUCUGCCGCCAGCACUAUGUCAAUGGGCAGGUUGUCAUCGAAUCAGCAUGGGAUACUCUGGAAUCUUGUAGUAAAGCGCAAACGGACUCUUAUCAGGAGGAAGUUGCAGUUGCUUAGAAACAUAUCUAGCUUAUUCACAGCCUAAUAGUUUUUUGGGCUAUUUGUAUUUUUGUCAAGGUGUUUGCAUAACAUCUUGAAUUUGGAUUUUGCAAUGUUUCUAUGGUACCUUCUCAUAUGUAUAUGUAGAAAGUUUAUUUUAUAUUGUAUCAAUAUUUAGCACUUGAGUACUUCUAGUUUAUGUUUUAAAGAUGGCAAAGAAGAUGGUGAUGCAGGCA
Molecule: messenger RNA, 1093 nt
Organism: Camellia sinensis
Lineage: Eukaryota; Viridiplantae; Streptophyta; Magnoliopsida; Ericales; Theaceae
Gene: TK1A
Product: Thymidine kinase
Biological process (GO): thymidine metabolic process
Molecular function (GO): ATP binding; thymidine kinase activity
Source: RefSeq, a predicted model, not a curated record